Messenger RNA from Ochotona curzoniae (black-lipped pika), 3942 nucleotides. It is a transcript of the gene TSPAN9, whose product is annotated as tetraspanin 9. The record is from RefSeq and is a predicted model, not a curated record. The transcript is spliced from 7 exons. The coding region runs from base 83 to 1075 and encodes 330 amino acids. Lineage: Eukaryota; Metazoa; Chordata; Mammalia; Lagomorpha; Ochotonidae. Gene Ontology annotation, cellular component: membrane.
GCCCGACUUGGGCGCCCCUUGCGUCCCGCCGUGGGAGCGAUGCCCCCCGCCCCUCGCGCCCGCCGGCAACAACGACGCGAGCAUGGAGAAGUCGAGUAGCGAGGAUUCUUCCAUUCACCGGAGCCCGUCUUUAGACAGCAAGGACUCGGACUUUGCUAAGCCGUCCACCUCGGGCCGCCCGUUCGGCCGCGGCUUCACGGCCGGCGCCUUCUACGGCACGGCGGGCUCCCGCGGCCAGAGCCGCGCCGAGGCCGGCGUGAAGACCGACAAGUACGAUGCUCCCAAAGGCAGCAAAUACGUGGUGUUUUACCUGGACCUGUCCUUUGUGUUCCUUCUAGAAUUUAAGAAGUGCAACAUGGCCAGGGGCUGCCUGUGCUGCCUGAAGUACAUGAUGUUCCUUUUCAAUCUCAUCUUCUGGCUGUGUGGCUGCGGGCUGCUUGGAGUGGGCAUCUGGUUAUCCGUAUCCCAGGGCAACUUCGCCACCUUCUCCCCCAGCUUCCCCUCACUGUCUGCUGCCAACCUGGUCAUCGCCAUGGGCACCAUCAUCAUGAUCACGGGCUUCUUGGGCUGCUUGGGAGCCAUCAAGGAAAACAAGUGCCUCCUCCUCAGUUUCUUCAUUGUCCUGCUGGCCAUCCUCCUGGCAGAGCUGAUCUUACUCAUCCUCUUCUUCGUCUACAUGGACAAGGUGAAUGAGAAUGCCAAGAAUGAUCUGAAGGAGGGCCUGCUGCUCUAUAACACUGAGAACAACGUGGGGCUCAAGAACGCCUGGAACAUCAUCCAAGCCGAGAUGCGGUGCUGUGGGGUCACUGGCCACACUGACUGGUUCCCGGUGCUGGGCGAGGACACAGUUCCUGACCGCUGCUGCAUGGAGAACUCCCAGGGCUGCGGGCGCAAUGCCACCACUCCCGUGUGGACGACGGGCUGCUACGAGAAGGUGAAGAUGUGGUUUGAUGAUCACAAGCACGUGCUGGGUACCGUGGGCAUGUGCAUUCUCAUCAUUCAGAUUCUGGGCAUGGCUUUCUCCAUGACCCUCUUCCAGCAUAUCCACCGGACGGGUAAAAAGUACGACGCGUGAGCCAGCUCACCGGGGACCUGGGCACUGCUGGGGAAGAGAAGCUGUGGGCUUCGCCGGCCCCCCUGCUCUCCAGACUGCAAUCCCCACCCCAGCCCCAGCCUGCCCUGCCUCACACUCCCCAUCCACCCCGCCUCAGACUGAGCCGAGGCUCUGGGGUGUGGGGCCCAGGAGGCGGCCGGCAGAGGCACAGAGACCUUAGCCGCUGGGCCACUGGAUUCCUGCACCCACACCUGCCCCUGUAUAUUUGCCAAAGACAGCAAGGGUGGGUGGGCUGGGGAUGGGCUCGGGGAGGAAGCCCCCUGCCCUUCCUCACACUGACACUUGGUCCCCGCCUCAAUGGGGGAGAAUGUCCCCAAACCCAGCGGAGGCCACUGCCACCUGCCCGCCCGUGGCCACCUGUGGGAGAGCCGGUAGAGGCAGCCUGCCUGCCUGGGCUUUUUAUACCUUAUAGUGUAAUUUUUUUAAAUUUUAUUUUACUCCGAUGAUGGUCAUUCAGGAAUAUUAUCCCGCAGAUAAGCGUAGGGCUUAGCGUUCUGAUUUAUAACUUUUUACUGCGUUUGAUUUUUUGAACGGUUUGGUUUUUCUCUGCCAGAGGGUGGGGGUCGGAUGGGGAGCCAGCGUUGAAGAGGCUGCUGCAGGUGAGCUGGGCCAGGCCUGUCCUUGGUGUGCCCGGAGAGGCGCACUGCUGGGCCUGGCAUCAGCAGAUAGGGGGCCUGGAAGAAGCAAAGACGAAGCAGAUGAAGUGGGGCAUCCUGCAAGGGCUGAGCAGGCAGGGCGCAGCCAGGAGAGGGCGACCUGCAGGGGGAGCUGGCCUGGUCCCCACCCGCAAGGAGCAGCUUUUGAGCAGUUUCCCUCCUGCCCUCUGCCAGCCUCCUCUUCCCCUUCACGAGGGCGGUCCUGCCACAGGUUCUGCACACCCCAGUAAUUUUCACAGACAUUCCUUCUAGAAACUUCCAGACAGAUACCUCUCUGGUUCUCGGUUCACAUGCUGCUCACUGUGUCUCUUCCUUGCUUCUGGAAGGGAGACACUGCCAGAUCUCUUUUUCUUUUCUUUCUUUUUUUGCUGCUCAAACAAUGGCAGAGGACCUGUGACCGCCGGGAGGGGAGAAGGGGCUGCAGGCAUGGAGGGAACCCCAGGAUCUGUCAGCUUCCUUGGGCACUGCUGACAUCAGCAGUGACAUGCCUGGGUGAGUGGUGACCCCUGGAAGACAUCCAGGAAGCCCAGGAGAGAGGGGUCAAGCUGUGUAUGGCUGUCCAGGUCCUGGCAGGCACGGCCCUGGGCUUGCAAGCUGCUGGUUAGCUGGGUGGGCUCAGCCACCAGUACCAACACUGGUCUCUCUAGCAGUUUGAAAGUCCAGAGUACCCCGGGCCUGGGCUAAGGAGUGUCACCUGCCCGCUUACUGGGGUCGUGCACACUUCUCACUGCGGGGGGUGGGCAUUGCCUCUUCCUCCCGCCGUGUGGCACCUUGCCUUGGUUUCUCAACUUGCCCCAUUCUCUUCCCUGGUCUCCCCAGGCCUGUCUGCUCCCAGAGCUGAGACGCAAUUGCCCAGCCACCCUAUGGCUCCUUGCCUUUGCUCCCAGGAGCGCCCCACUGGGGACCAGGUGUGGAGCCCUUGUGCUAUGCUCAGAGUGGACUGGAGGGGAGAAGGUGGGUCUAGCUGAGUGGGCUGAGCGCAGACCUCUGGCCCGAGCUGGGAGAGAUGCUGGGAAGGCAGGUAUGCACGGGGAACAGUGGACAAGCAGGUAUUUGGGUAAAACAACCCCUCCCCCACCGGCCCACCUAAAUGCAACGUGAAUCCCUUGGCAAGCAUGCAUUUAGGUGGUCUGGUAGAAGCUGGCAUGAAAUGAGUUUGCCAUAGGUUGAGGGUGGGGCGAUUCAAGGUGUCAGUGAAGGUUGGGUUUUGUUUCAGUCAGUGGCUCCCACCUCCCCCCACCUGUCUGAGAGCCUCAUCUAUACAUCCCCAGAUAGCCUUCGGGGACCUCAGCCUGUGUGUGGCCAUGAAGUCCCUUGGCCAAAGCUACCAUGGGAGAUGUCUCUGGACCUGGGUGAUGGGUGUUCCGAGCCUCUGGCCCGUAAUGGAGAAUGGUCCCCAUGCCACCUGGAAGGCCACCCCAGCUGCUGCCAGGGAGGGUGGCCUUGUGCCCUGGUGACCCCGACUGUGAUCCUGGAGAGUGUGGCAGAGGUCUUAGGAGUGGAGCCACGCCCCUGGGAUCCCAAGGUUCAGGGGAAUAUGGGGGUGCUUGGCCUUUCCCUAUAGCUGUGUCACUGCUGGAGACAGCAGGUGUUGGAUCCCUCAUGUUCCCUUGCUCCUCCCUCUUCCAGUCAGGGGGACUUGUAACAUGGGCUGCCCCUCUGGGAAGGCAGUGACCAUCCCAGACCCUCUUGUACGUGUUCUGCUUUAGCUAAGAACUAGGUGGCCACCGCUCUGGGCUUUGGCGGCCGAGGAGCAGUGCAGGUGGAUGGAAGCGCCUGUCCCCUCCCAUCAGGCUCCCUGCCCACCGUGUGGUAGAGGUGCUGACCCAUAGGGACAUGUCCAGUGUGGGAGCUGGUUGCCAGGUGCUUGGGGUCCCAUCCUUGGCCCUUGGAGUCUGAUCCCCCUUCUUGGCUUCCCCUUCUCCUGUUUUGCUCCUCUCCAUCCAGUGGGCUCUGUCAAUGGUGGCAAGGUCUCGGGGGGCCUCUUGCCCACUGGCCCACCUGCCCUGGGACAGCCUGGGAGAGCAAAGUAUGCACGUUGGUUGGUUUCGAAUGCACUUUUCUGCCUGCAAUGCCGCAUCUGUGGGUUUCCUUCAUCCCGCCUCUGGCUUCAUUGGACACCAUGUUUUUAGCAUGUUUUUAAAUAAAAAUGGAUAACGUGUUGAAGCACAA